Messenger RNA from Mus caroli (Ryukyu mouse), 1288 nucleotides. It is a transcript of the gene Sar1b, whose product is annotated as secretion associated Ras related GTPase 1B. Lineage: Eukaryota; Metazoa; Chordata; Mammalia; Rodentia; Muridae. The record is from RefSeq and is a predicted model, not a curated record. Gene Ontology annotation, biological process: intracellular protein transport. Gene Ontology annotation, molecular function: GTPase activity; GTP binding.
GGCGAGACCGCAAGGAGGCGGAACUGAGGGCGAGCGGAGCCUGGGAACUGCGGACUGUCACUAGCGAGGCACCCGCCGACCCGGAAGGAGCUGAGGAUAGCUGGGGCCCUGGCAGCCAUAGCGCUUUGCACAGCCGGCUUGGAGCGUGUAGGACGGGCACGGAGCAGGGUUGCGUUCUCUGGAGUCGCAGACCCUGUAAGAUCUGGAUAUGUCCUUCAUAUUUGACUGGAUUUACAGUGGUUUCAGCAGUGUGCUGCAGUUUCUAGGAUUGUAUAAAAAGUCUGGUAAACUGGUAUUCCUUGGAUUGGAUAAUGCCGGGAAAACAACUUUGCUACACAUGCUGAAAGAUGACAGGCUCGGGCAGCACGUCCCAACGUUACAUCCCACUUCAGAAGAGCUUACUAUUGCUGGCAUGACGUUUACAACUUUUGAUCUCGGUGGGCACGUGCAAGCCCGAAGAGUAUGGAAAAACUACCUUCCUGCUAUCAAUGGCAUUGUAUUUCUUGUGGAUUGUGCAGACCAUGAAAGGCUGUUAGAAUCAAAAGAAGAACUUGAUUCACUAAUGACAGAUGAAACCAUUGCCAACGUGCCUAUUCUAAUUCUUGGAAAUAAGAUCGACAGACCUGAAGCCAUCAGUGAAGAGAGGUUACGAGAGAUGUUUGGUUUAUAUGGUCAGACAACAGGAAAGGGCAGUGUGUCACUGAAGGAGCUUAACGCCCGGCCUCUGGAAGUGUUCAUGUGCAGUGUGCUAAAAAGGCAGGGCUAUGGAGAAGGCUUCCGCUGGAUGGCGCAGUACAUCGAUUAGCAGCGGCCGGCCCACACACUUCCAGCCCUCAGAGAUCCAUCCCCCAACAUGCAUAACUUGAAUUCAAUAGACUUUUGUUGGUUUCAGAAUAGGUGUUUUUAGAUUAUUAAUAUAUCUACCUGAGUGGGAAUUGCAAACUGAUUCAAGUUUGAAUAUCACAAUGUUAGCUUUCUAAUUCCACACAGAUAGUUUUUACAGUUUCUAACCCCACAUCAAUCCAUCACCGUUUAUAAAGAUCAGCUUCCCAUCGGUACAUUUGAAGCACUUUUUAACGAUGUGAAACUACAAAUAUAAACCAUAUUUAAAAGCUCAUCAUGUGAAACUUUUAUGUACUUUUUGGAAAUAGUUUUUCAAUUUUAGAUUGUCUGCCUAUCUUGUGUACAGUUAAAAUCCGCUUAUCAGUGAUUGCAUGAUGCCUUACGGUUUCCAAGACUACUUUUUCUUAUGCAAACGUCAUGCAAUAAAACAAACUCCAACAUUUGA